Messenger RNA from Symbiodinium sp. CCMP2592, 1635 nucleotides. NCBI's taxonomy places the organism in Eukaryota, Dinophyceae, Suessiales, Symbiodiniaceae. The record is from the annotation of a GenBank genome assembly.
AUGGAGCGAUUGGUGUCUGGCUGUCGGCCCAGGCGAGCUGCUGGCACACCCGGGAGUUUAUUAGCAGUCCCAGUGCUCCUUGCCGCUUGGGCCGUUUGCACACGAACCUUUGCUGCGACCGGGGCACUGCUCAAAGACUUACAAGCGGUGUACUGCAUUCGACGGCGGCGACGCGCAGAGCUGGACAAGGCCCUAGGCCGGCUGAGCCUUCCUGAUCAUGUUCCCAUCCGCCAGUGGGAGGCCGUGGACGGCUUCAACUUGCAGGAUGACAUCCUAGAAAUCGUGGACUCUGGCGUAGUGGAGCCUGCAGCUUUGCCACGUAUCCUCGUAAAGGAAGAUUGGCGCAAGAUGUGGCGCGAGACCAGGAAAUGGCGACAUGUGCGUAGGGGCAGAGAGGCCCCAGGAAAGAAGCAUGGAGGCUGGCUCAGGGACCUGGACCUGACGCGAGGCAGCUUGGGACAGGGACUUUCGCAGCUGCAGGUUUGGGCAGACAUCGAGCGAGAGGCCAAAAGCCCGAAUGCCGUCUAUUUGGUCGUUGAGGAGAGCUGCACCUUCCUGCCCAACUUGGAUGCACGACUGCUCGAGCAGCGGCUGGAAGCCCUGCCGGAGGAUUGGGAGAUCGCGUGUUUGGCCGGGACGGAUCUCCUGGGCAACCCCGACACGGCAGAUCUCGAGCAAGUGCAAGCGCACAACGUCGCACCUGGUUUGAAGCGCCUUCACCCGUGGUUUCGAAUUGGUCCGGCUUAUUUCAUCACAGCGGCCGGUGCCAGAAAAGCGUUGAGGACGUGCACGCCGUUGCGGUGGCGCUUGGACUGCCAACUUGUGGGACGCUUUUCAUCUACGAAUUUCGGAGAGGACGUUACAAACAGGCUCUUUGCAGCGACUCAGAAUUUACGCGGCUACUGGCUGUCGCCACCAUUGGCUACCAGACGGAUACUGCGCCAGGGCAUGACUGAAGAUGACCUGACGGAAGGACUUGAUGCAGUGGUUGCCUGGUCCAUGCGUCUCACUGACAAGCCAUUACCAAAAGGCUCCAUUGCCCACAUUUGGCAUCCGGACCGUGAGAUCGAAGGUCACACGAACAUGGUGCCGGAGGCUAUCGAAGUCAUGAAUGGGCUUGCUGCCGGGGAAGGCGUGAAGACCAUUUGCGAAGUUGGCUUCAAUGCUGGCCACAGCGCUCUGCGAUGGUUGACGCAUUCGAGUGCGAAGGUGCUGUCGUUCGAUCUCGGGGAUCACCCUUACUCCCGACCGGCUGCCAUGUGGCUAGCGAGCCAAUUUCCAGAGCGGCUUGAGCUCAUCUGGGGCGACUCCUUGGCAACGGUGCCAACGUUUCACAGACAGAGGCCCGAGCUCCAGUCCGAGCUGAUCUUCAUAGACGGUGGCCACAGUUACGACUGUGCUAUACGGGACCUGAAGAACUUGGCGGCCCUCGCGAAUCUGCAGAACAACCGCAUCCUGCUUGAUGAUACAUUCCUGGAUGAUGUUCGCCGGGCGUGGGACGAGAUGCUGGAGAUGGGGUAUGUGGAGGAGUUGCAGAGCUGGUCGGGUGAAAUUGAAGCUGGCAGCUAUGGUUUUACCUUGGGCAUGUACACAGAGCGUGCAGCUGAAUUGCUGCGGGUAAGAGCUGAAGAAUAG